CGACCCCAUGGCCCGCCGCGGGGCCUCCUCUCGCCGCUGCCGGGUAGCCCCUCCGGCAGGACUCGUCGCCGGCCUGCUCCUUCUCGCUCCCCUUCUGCGGCUUGUGAGGGGGCUCCUACUGUCCCCUCCUCGGGAGGGGUGCUCAGCCCCCAGCCCGGGCCCCAGGGGUAGGCAAGCAGACGGGCUCCGGGCCGCCGGGCCCGCUGCCGCGCUCCCGGGACUACCCGCCGAGGAGGGUUCUCCGGGCAGUGAGGGCGUAGGGGAGCCUCGGCCCCCCUCGGAGCGCGUCCCCAGGUUCCCCAGCGGCGCCCUGUGUCGCCUUCUCCGUCGCUGGGCCUUGGAACUCUGCACCGGGGCUUGGCCGGCUUUUUGUGUGUGUGUUAUGUGUGUGCGCCUGACGGUUCCUGAAGCAUGAACUCCUGCAAGGGAGUGAUUUUAAUUUCCCAGCAGCUCUGCUUUCUGGGUUACUUCCUGUCCCAUUCUUUAGUACUUAUCUUUCACUUCAAUCCCUGGAGGAGCUGGCCUGACAGGGUAGCGGUCCUGCCAUUAUUAUCCCUCCAACUCUUUUCUGAGAGAGUGCCCGUCUGUUAGAGUUGAGAUCCCGAUUUAGGUUUAAGCUGCCUUGCAGGAGAAUUAAAAAUUGUGACUCCAAACAACAAAGUAAGAGAGAAGAGAGAAAACAACAAUCGGAAGACUCCCAGAAAGGGAUAGCAGGUCGUUUGACACACAUGGGCACCCAAGAUUAUGAAUAGUGAAGACAAUGGAGAGUGGGACAUCCAUCAAAGAGUAACAGUCUCUUAGAAGGAAAACAAGUGCCCAGUGGGAUAUGGGGAGUUGAUUGCAAUGGCUUUUGAAUGACCUAUGAAUCAUGAGGAUCUGGAAAUCCUUAUGACAUUUACGUAAAAGAAGGUUUAGGGGAUGAUGUGGGCUGACAUCCUUACAAAGCAGGGCACUGGUGACUCCUGUGACCUCAUGACGCUUCUGUAAAAGCCAGAUUCAGCUAGGAUGUUACACCAUCACUGCCGGAGGAACCCUGAGCUACAGGAAGAGUUGCAGAUUCAGGCUGCAGUUGCUGCCGGCGAUGUUCACACCGUGCGCAAGAUGCUGGAGCAAGGGUACUCUCCAAACGGUCGAGAUGCCAAUGGCUGGACCUUGCUUCAUUUCUCUGCAGCAAGAGGGAAAGAGAGAUGUGUCCGUGUUUUUCUUGAACAUGGAGCUGAUCCCACAGUUAAGGACUUAAUUGGAGGCUUCACUGCCCUGCAUUAUGCAGCCAUGCACGGCCGAGCGAGGAUUGCGCGCUUGAUGUUGGAAUCGGAGUACAGAAGUGACAUUAUUAAUGCGAAAAGCAACGAUGGUUGGACUCCCCUCCACGUAGCAGCCCACUAUGGCAGAGACUCGUUUGUCAGGCUCCUGUUGGAGUUCAAGGCUGAGGUUGAUCCGCUCAGUGAUAAAGGUACUACACCGCUUCAGCUGGCCAUUAUCCGAGAGAGGUCAAGCUGUGUGAAAAUCCUGCUGGAUCACAAUGCCAACAUCGACAUUCAGAAUGGUUUCCUGUUACGAUACGCUGUGAUCAAAAGCAAUCACUCGUACUGCCGAAUGUUCCUUCAGAGAGGGGCCGAUACAAACUUGGGUCGCUUGGAAGAUGGACAGACACCCUUACACUUGUCUGCUCUUAGAGAUGAUGUGCUUUGUGCACAAAUGUUGUAUAAUUACGGAGCAGACACUAACACAAGGAACUAUGAAGGACAGACCCCACUGGCUGUUUCAAUAAGUAUUUCUGGAAGUAGCCGACCCUGUCUGGAUUUCUUACAAGAAGUGACAAGGCAGCCCAGAAACUUGCAAGAUCUAUGCCGAAUUAAAAUCCGUCAGUGUAUAGGCCUUCAAAACCUAAAACUACUUGAUGAACUACCCAUUGCCAAGGUCAUGAAAGACUACUUAAAACACAAAUUUGAUGAUAUCUGAUAUCCAUGAAGAGAAGAACUCUGAGCAAGAUUAGUUAUAUUCCAGAUACUGAAGAGGCUUGUUGCCUUGCACAAAGUAUAUCCUAUGCAAAUUCUGAUUUUUCUGUGAAGUCAGAAGGCAGGUAUACACUUCCUUGGGUUUUUUAUACCACAUACUAGAAGGUCUUAAAUUUUUGGUUUCUUGGUCCAAGUUUACAAGGUCCAAGCUUUCUAUACGAUACUAUGUUUUACAAAUGGCUGUUGGGUUUUCCUUGGUUUGUUUUCACACGAAGUGCGCGGAUUUGCAGUGCAGGUGGAAGGUAGCCCCUGAAGGGAAGUGGCUCUUUUCAAUUGGCAUGCUCAGCAACUACUCAAGAGAGCACUGGAAAUCAAGGCACCACUCCUGCAAAAGGAUACUGAUAGAGAAAUACCUCCAGGCUCCUGUUGUCUGUUGGGAUUCUUGUCUCUGCCAAGGUCUGUGGUAUUUGCAGGAUGGAGGGAAGGAGCCGAUAAACGUAUUCUGCGGUGCUGUGUUCAUGGUAUUUGCAAAGUAAAGAAACAAUGCAGUUACCCCAUACAAUUUGAGGGUCUAUACAUUGGCUUUUUUAGAUUGGUUUUUUUCCCCUUAAUUACUGUAGUUGGGAUGCCCAUGGAAUUCAGGCCCUCUUUCCUGACAUUCCCUGUGAAAUGGGUGGCUGUUUGUAAGUCUCUUUUUAGCAAUGACAGUACACUACGAAGAGGCACAGCCUCUCUAUUUUUUACAUUAACUUAAGAGUAAACAAAUUUAGUUUGUUUUGUUCUGGUUGUUUUUUUUUGAAGCCAACGUAUUCUGUUUCUCAUACAGUGCCUCCUGUGCAAUAACCUUGCUGAUGUAUUUUCCCUCUACGUGUGAUUCCCCCCACACACUACUCCUCAUUUAGUCUCGGUGCAUUACUUAUGAGAAUAGGAGCUGCUGCCUCACCCAGUGCUGAGAUGAUGUUCCAAAAGUGAUGCAGUGGUCGCUGUUCAUUUAUUUCUCCCUGAAUUUCAUGAAUGUAUGACCUGCUUUAUUUCACUUUCAGUUGAAAUAUUGUCUACGGGUUCUCAGCUGAACUGGGUCCACUGAAAAAGAACAAAAACAGAAAAAGGAAAAAAAAAAAAAAGAAAUUGGCCAAAUUUUUUUGUUUGUUUCUUGAAAAGCAGAGUUGGAUUUUUAUUUUGUGAUUUGCUCUAAAAUUCAGUUUGUUUCUGAUUGGAGAGUGGAAAGUGCAUAUAAGUUAAGAUAGGUUUUAUAUGUACGGUGACAAGCCCCCAUUUGUGCUAGGAGUUUGAGUUCUGCAAUUGCUCUGACAGCAGCAACUGAAAGGAGUACUGGAAUUCAGCUACUGAAUGUGUGGGGUUGUUUUUUUUUUCAUACUAGCUGUUUAAAAGUUCUGUUGAAGAGUUUUGUUUCUGAUCAUAAAAAAAAGAAGCUCUUGCUAUCACAAAGAAAAAAGAAAGAUUGGGCCAAAAUGUGUCAUUGUUUCACUUUCUUUAUUUUCAAGGGAUUAUGGAGUCGUCAUAAGGUUCUUGCCAGUGCCCUCUGCUUUUAUUUUGCCAUCCACUGGCUCCAAACGAGCCUCUCUGGUAUCAAGAGUGCUUUUGUAACUGUUAUACCAAUGGAAGUGGGGAGGUAAAAGGAGCAGUGGUGGCUUUUCAGUUGAACACUGUCACUUUCAAGAUAUUUAAUAUUAAAAAUAUGAAAAGGAAGAUGAAGCAGGUAUAUUCAUAUUAUUUAAGUGUUCUAGUUCCUUGUUAAUAUAAACCCUGGACUGUUAUUUCUUGAGCAUGAUCCUUAUCACUGCUAAUGGAUGCACUGAAACUACAGCAAGCGAGGAGGAUUAUCUCUCCCUAUUGUGCCUGGCAUUGCAUCAGGUUUCCAAACAAGGCGAUUUUGGAGAUCUGUGGCUCAGAGGAUUGAUAAUGGGAUGCUGAACCUUUUUAUCUCCAACUUAUAUUGGUUCAACUCCAGCCUGCUUGAGCAGUAACCAAAAGUUGAUGUGUCAGCAGCAGAUCUGUCCAGCCUUAACACUGUGCAAUGCCCUAUGGUGGACAUCACUAGGCAGCAGAGCUUAUGGUGCUUUCUCGAGGUUGUGUGUGAUGCUGAUGGCAUCGUAGCAGGGACAACCUGAGAGCGUGGCUGGGGCGUGGGUGUGAGCUCGUGUGCGUGGUGCUGUCUGUCAGCUCCUGUUGGGGCAAGAAAGAUCAUCUGUUACUAUCUUUGAGCUCCACAGUACUUGGACAGGACAGCUGUUAAGAACUGGCUGGCAGGUUUUAAGCAUGAAUCUUCAGUUUUGUGAUGAAAAAUCAGAACCUCAAAAUCGCUUUCUUUUGUUUAAAAGAUACUUGGUAUUGUUCACUGCAUUUGUAAGUUGGUCUAAUCCAGUGUCCUUCCCCACUGAAUUUUUACAGGUAAUAUUUUUUAAGGUAAUCUAGAGUAUAUUUUAGUUGCAAUCUAUAUUAAGGCAAAUUAUUUGUUCUGUCUGUUGCUGUGACUGAAGAAAAUUAUGGAAGACUUUGUUGGUAACAAGAAUGCUAUUUAAUGAAGAAAUGUGUAAUUCCAUUAUUUAUUGUUUCAGGUUUGGUUUUUGGUUGUUGCUUUUAAGUAACUGACAUGUAAAGGGAACACACAUACAUUUUGGGCCAGUAAAAAGCCUUUCUUUCUAACUAAUUAUCAUCCUUGUCCUCUGUGCCCUCCCCAAGGUGGGGGGAAGCCCUCACCUUGCCAUCUUUUGUAGCUGCUUUCUCUGACCUUGACUCAGCAUAGCACCACACCACUCGUGUGGCUGAACCUACUGACAGCCCCAUUAACUACCUUCAGGUACACAUGUGCCCAAGUGCAAGCCAAGUACGACUACUCAUUAUGAGCCUAUACAAAAUUCAGUAAUGGGGAUUUUGGCCUUUUUUUUACUAUUUUAAAUGUUGUGCACAAAUACUUUGAAGAACAAACCAAACUUUGUUUUUUCACUGGGGCUGGAACGUGGAAGGAAAAAUGCAUACUAUGGACUUGUUAUGUAGCCUGCUUCUAUUACCUUAAAAUUCCCAACUGAACACUUGUAAUAAACCUUUAACAAAAAAUUGGCAAAUACACCAAAGAA
This is a messenger RNA of Pogoniulus pusillus (Red-fronted tinkerbird), 5056 nucleotides long. RefSeq names its product ankyrin repeat and SOCS box containing 7 (gene ASB7). NCBI's taxonomy places the organism in Eukaryota, Metazoa, Chordata, Aves, Piciformes, Lybiidae. The transcript is spliced from 7 exons. The record is from RefSeq and is a predicted model, not a curated record. Gene Ontology annotation, cellular component: nucleus; cytoplasm. Gene Ontology annotation, biological process: intracellular signal transduction. Gene Ontology annotation, molecular function: protein binding. Bases 1006 to 1962 code for a protein of 318 amino acids.